AAGUACAAGAUCAAGUAAUUAAGUUCUUUUCUCUAUUGUUUUAAAAAUUUUCUUUCAAACUAGCUAAUCAUAAAAUGGGAGCAGGUGGUCAGAUGAACAACGAUAAAACUGAUGCCAAAUUAGAUGUCAUCAAACGUGCUCCCGUUACAAAACCUCCAUUUGAGAUUAGCGAUCUUAAGAAAGCAAUACCGCCCCAUUGUUACGAGCGCAAUCUCACACGUUCUCUUUACUACCUUUUUCGUGACAUAAUCACAUGUUUUGCGCUAUACCAAAUCGCGCUAAACUAUAUUCCCCUUCUUCCUAAACCCUUGAACUAUGUAGCGUGGCCAAUUUAUUGGUUUUGUCAAGGUAGUCUUUUUUUCGGUCUAUGGGCUAUUGGUCACGAUUUGGGUCAUGGUAGCUUUAGUGAGUACAAAUGGCUUAAUGAUGCACUUGGUUUUUUUCUCCAUUCAUUUCUUUUGAAUCCAUACUUUUCUUUGAAAUAUAGUCACCGUAGGCACCACGCACACACCGGUUCAAUGGAGUACGAUGAGGUCUGGGUCCCUAAACGAAAGGCAGACACCUUUUUUUCGGAAGUUCUCAACAAUCCUUUAGGAAAUUUGAUCUUAAUGUGGCUUAGGUUAGUUAUUGGCAUUCCGUUGUACUUUACCAUCAAUACUACAGGUAGGAAGUAUGAUGGUUUUGCAAGUCACUUUUACCCACAAAGUCCUAUUUUCAACGAUAGCGAACGCAAGCUAGUUUGGAUUACUGACGCCGGUUUGCUUGUCGUUUAUUAUUCACUUUACAAAGUUGCAAUGACCAUGAGCGUAUCGUGGUUAUUUUUCAUGUACGGCGCACCUUGGAUGAUUAUGAACAUUCAUUUCACCCUCAUCUCUAUGAUGAAUCAUAUCCAUCCUGAACUACCUCACUACGACUCGAGAGAGUGGGAUUGGCUAAGAGGUGCUUUAUCAACGGUUGAUAGAGAUUUCGGGAUCUUUAACGAUAUUUUUCAUAAUACGAGUUGUGGCCAUGUUAUGCACCAUUUGUUUCCAACUAGUAUCCCUCAUUAUCAUCUUGUGGAGGCAACCAAUGCUGUUAAACCCAUUCUAGGUGACUACUAUAAAUACGAUGAUAAACCGGUAUUAAAGGCUUUCUGGAGAGAAUCAAAGGACUGCAUUUACGUUGAACCAGACGAAGGUUCAGAGAAAAGCGGGGUAUAUUGGUUCCGCAAGUAGACCUCAUCACGAAUUCUUACACUUCCACCAGAUAGAGUGAUAAAUCUACAACAAUAUUUAACCAUCCACAACUACACAUGUUUUAUACAGUAUUAUAGUAAAAUAUGUGUAUCUGUUGUGAAUAGUUAAAUUUUAUUGUAGAUUUAUCACUGUCUAAUCAAAUAUCUUUACUAGUAUGCAUGCGUGAUUAAAUAAUAAUGGAGGGUAACGAUUUGCACCCGUACCUUGAUCAUCAUUGUAUUUCAUAUGAUCACUGUUUAUAUAUUUCUAGUUCCAUGAUAUUUUGUACUCUUUAAGAUGUAGUAACUUGCUUGAUAUAUGUAAAUCUGGAUUUCUCUAAAA
This is a messenger RNA of Erigeron canadensis, 1556 nucleotides long. Its product is annotated as omega-6 fatty acid desaturase, endoplasmic reticulum-like. Lineage: Eukaryota; Viridiplantae; Streptophyta; Magnoliopsida; Asterales; Asteraceae. The record is from RefSeq and is a predicted model, not a curated record. Gene Ontology annotation, molecular function: oxidoreductase activity, acting on paired donors, with oxidation of a pair of donors resulting in the reduction of molecular oxygen to two molecules of water. Gene Ontology annotation, biological process: lipid metabolic process. Bases 75 to 1214 code for a protein of 379 amino acids. The transcript has a single exon.